UCAUGACCUAUGAACCUACAGUUGUCAAUUCAGCAAAAUAAUUAUCUACCUGAACCUUGAAUCCAAAUAUGCUAAGUCAGCAUAAAAUCAAUGCCAUGCUGACUGAAAUAUCUUCCUUUCUCAACCGAUCCAGUGACAGAGACCUACUGGGUCGCAGUGUCGUGAUAACAGACAGUGGCGGAGCUGAUGGAGGGUUCCUAGUACACCACUUUAUUGCACAGGCCCUGAGAGAUGGCCAUAUCACCAUCCUAGUGUCCUGUGCUCAGUCCUACACACACUACAACUCAGUGGGUACAAAGCUUGGGGUCAGUUUCUCUCGACACGAGGAGCAAGGUCAUCUCGUGUUUAUCGACUGUCUCACUAAAUUAACAACUCAACAACAAAAUGGCCCCACAGAUGAGGAGGUCAAAGGUCAAACAAGACACACCUUCUCUUUGGACAGUGCAUUUUCUUUGAGGGGUCUUUAUAAACUGCUCCAUCAGUGUUUACUGGACGUGAGGCGUGUGAAACCUGACAAACCAGUUUGUCUGGUUCUUGAUGACCUGAGUGUGCUUGUGAGUGUGGGUGUGAGGCUGGUGGAGGUGGUGGGCCUCGUACACUACUGUCAACACAUGGUCACCUCUACUGCACAUACUGCACUCGGAGGUGGUUAUAUGGUGACCAUGGUCCACUGUGAGGGUGGCGGUGGUUGUGAUGAGGAGACCCUGGGUCAUCACCUCGCUCACAAAGCACACCUCUCACUCCAUGUGGAGGGUCUGCCCUCAGGCUAUUCCAGGGAUGUACAUGGACAGGUGAGGGCAGUCUGGAGGGACAGUCUGCCAGUGCUGAGGAGAGAGGCACAAUUCAAGCUGACUGAUAGAACUGCACACCUGUUUGCUAAGGGAACUUCUAGUGCAGUGUUGUAACAAUCAUUUGCGUAUUAUUUGAUGCCGUAUUAUUUUAAUUUGUGUACGUUGAUCAAUCAAAUCACAUGAUCAUGUCUGCUACCAUAAUGAUGAACAAACUAUC
Halichondria panicea is the source of this 1008-nucleotide messenger RNA. Its product is annotated as elongator complex protein 6-like. The record is from RefSeq and is a predicted model, not a curated record. Gene Ontology annotation, cellular component: elongator holoenzyme complex. NCBI's taxonomy places the organism in Eukaryota, Metazoa, Porifera, Demospongiae, Suberitida, Halichondriidae. The transcript has 6 exons. Bases 69 to 905 code for a protein of 278 amino acids. Gene Ontology annotation, biological process: tRNA wobble uridine modification.